Molecule: messenger RNA, 838 nt
Organism: Rana temporaria (common frog)
Lineage: Eukaryota; Metazoa; Chordata; Amphibia; Anura; Ranidae
Product: protein sel-1 homolog 3-like
Exons: 2
Coding region: 122-823 (233 amino acids)
Source: RefSeq, a predicted model, not a curated record
GAAGAUCGAUGUGACACCUGCCUGAGUACACAAGACUCACCCUGCUUCCACCUGGCAGCCUGGCCCCGCCCCCUCCCCUGUGCAGAAGAAGAAGAGAGGAAGAAGAGUGAUCGGAGGAAGAAUGGUGGGGAGAUCGUGCAAUCAGGGGCUGCAACAUGUCAGGGGAUCCCUCCUCAUACUGUGCAUGAUCCCGUUCUGGUGCUCCACCAAGGAGACAACAUCCGUAACCAAACAAUCCCAACAAUACUUGAAUAACAAAGACUAUGUGACUUUUGAGAACUUUCCAAAGACUCUUGCCAAUGCAAACAUUUCCGUGAACUAUCUGUGUACCCGGCCUUGCACGGUGCACAUGGAUGUUGUGGCUUCCUCAGAGUUUAGAACUGGCAUUGUAGUAUUUAAGAAGUCCUGGAAGAACGAGAAACACGUCCAUGAGCUACAGAGCCGCUUGGUGGACUUGAUGCUUCCCAGUGUUAUGGUCUACAGGAGUGACGAUAGGCAGCACAGCAUAGACGUGUACUACGCCGCCCUCCGAGCUUGGGUGGUGCACGACGACCACAUGCCAAGGGACUCCAGACACAAUGAAACCAUUUUCUAUGCAGCAGCAAAGGCUUUUAAAGUGAUGGAUACCAGUCCACCACAUCAACGUCCUUACAAAGAUCACCAGAUAUGUAAGUCAUGGUACUCAGAGCACAGGUGGAGACGAAAAGAAAAAUCCAUAUCUGCAUGUCCAUUUGAAACAGGUAAGUCGAUGAUAUGCACUUCCGGUUUCCGAAAGAGGUCAUUAUACAUUGAAAUAUCUAAUCAGAAAACUUUCUUUUUGUAGCACCCUCCUAGUUCA